Molecule: messenger RNA, 381 nt
Organism: Talaromyces stipitatus ATCC 10500
Lineage: Eukaryota; Fungi; Ascomycota; Eurotiomycetes; Eurotiales; Trichocomaceae
Exons: 2
Coding region: 1-381 (126 amino acids)
Source: RefSeq, a predicted model, not a curated record
AUGGCCCAUACAAUUUGUUUCCCCUGGCCAGAAGACUCAGAACAAUUUCCAGGCUCACUACAUGUACAUGUACUUGGCAUCAAUGAACCUUAUAAUGACAACUUUGAUCGGUACUGGAGUGCGAUGGACGCAAGUGACCCUGACUUCCCUCUUCAGAGAGCCAUUGGACAGGACUUAAGGCCUACAUCACCAUCAUCUGGGUUUUCCGCAUCUGUGUCCUUAGCAGGCACAGACGAUAAAUCACGUAUCGAGGAACUGAUUAACUGUGUAACGGAUAUGCGAGAAGAUGCUAAACAUUAUCGGGACCUGAAAAAGCAAGAGAUUCGGAACAGAGAUACCCCUCCGGACCCUUCCCUGAUGGGAACCACCAGGGACCCAUAG